GUGACAGUGUGAACCGUGUGCAUCACCGUAUUCUGCUUCAUAAUGUAAGAAACCAGUGAGACAUGCAUUACAAUGCUGCAAUCUCACACCACCCAAAAGGCACCAUGCGUUCGUUUCGGCAACCCGUUUUUGGAUUUGGCAAAAAAAAAAAAAACUCCAAUCGGAUGGAUGCUCGUCACAAGGUUGGAGAAUUUCUGGUGGUCAUCUCCCCGCCAUCAAUUUGCAACCAUUGUCUCUUUUUUGAUGGAAUUCCAAGGAUUUCCUCGUAUCCACAGUAUUUUUUAUGCCGUGUUUGAUAUUAUCAAGGGAACCGUUGUCAAGCAUCAAGUACCUGAAGGCAGCAUUACACCACAAUCUCCCGAUGAUGCCAAUGGCAACACCGUUGUCUCCUCUACCAAACCACUCAUUGACUUUGAAGCCAUCAGUGAAUACAUCAUUCCCAAAAAGCAACUCUAUAAACGUCUAGUCACCAUAUGUGCAAAUAAUUACAAGGUCAUGGGAUGUCCCGUUGUUCUUCACGAUCACGAGAAGUACCGUGAUUUUCGUAACGAAUUUCGCUUCAAUUGUUGCUUUGUCUUUGAACGCGAUGCCGAAACCGGAAGUUACGAAGCUGUUGUGCGCAAAUUAUCUCGCGUACUCGAAGGAUUGGAGUUGGAAUGCGAUUUCUUAUCUCAAGAUGCUAAUUCCGAAUCAAGAACGGUGCAAAACGUGAUUGAGCAAUUAUUCGAAGAUCUCAACAGUUAUUGCGAGUGCCAAAUACCUAUUAAUUCCUGCAAUACCAUUAACCUCAAGUUGUUCCCUACCUAUCCCAACCCGCAACCCGUGAGCGAUUAUCAGGUGCCAGUCUGCACUGUCGAUCUGAAGAAAAUUAUGACCCCCAAUUGGGAUAUUACAGUGCAAAAAGUCGCACAGCAUAUUGACGGCACGAAUCAUGUAAAACGGAUUGCGGAGUUGGCUAAUUGUCGGCCAGAGUGGGCCAGACAAUGUAUGGAACAUCUCAUGUACUAUGGUUGCAUUAUCAUGACCGACAUUUUCCAAUUCGCCAAUAUCUAUGCCGUGAAACCCGAUAUAACACGCCUCAUCGAUAUGAAGUCUGGCCUGGCCCAAGAAUGCUUACGUUAUGUCACUUUACCAAAUCAUCCACCACCCUCGCUUUCGCGAGUAUUUGCCUUGUACUGCGGUUUACAAUACGGAUCAUCUGUUCGGGAUUGGAUAGAGGAACAUCAGGUCAGCAAUUUACCAAUUGAUGUCAGACGGUUCAUUUCAUUCGGCAUCAUCAAGGGUCUGAUUUAUCGAGUCCAUAAAUAUCCCAUGUUGACAAAUACCAGCCAUAGUAAUGAUAACAAUGCUCCAUCUUUCCCAGUAAGGACACAGUACAGCAAAAUCAUCAAUUUGAACACGGGCACCACUAUCCAUCCAGACAUCAUUCCUUUUUUGGACGGACGGCACCAUUAUGAUGAGAUAUGCACAGCCUUGAAAUGCUCUCCUCAAGAGUUGGAUGAGCAGCUUGGUUUCCAAAACAACACGCUAAAUCCUGCAUCCUCAGCAAGUCUGAUCCAUGAUCGUAAUUACGACCACCACCCUCCUGAGAUUCAUCAUCAAGGUCAUGACAAAGUCGAGCAAGACCACGAAGAAAACGCCCAAUGGUGUAUUCGAUUUAUUUAUCGGUAGCCGGAAAUAAAUAAAAAAAGAAGCACUAUUGCUGCAUCAUAAUAGCAAAG
This is a messenger RNA of Radiomyces spectabilis, 1721 nucleotides long. RefSeq names its product nitrogen permease regulator 2. The record is from RefSeq and is a predicted model, not a curated record. Bases 169 to 1671 code for a protein of 500 amino acids. Lineage: Eukaryota; Fungi; Mucoromycota; Mucoromycetes; Mucorales; Radiomycetaceae. Gene Ontology annotation, biological process: positive regulation of autophagy; negative regulation of TORC1 signaling. Gene Ontology annotation, molecular function: GTPase activator activity. The transcript has 7 exons. Gene Ontology annotation, cellular component: vacuolar membrane; GATOR1 complex.